Scleropages formosus (Asian bonytongue) is the source of this 2051-nucleotide messenger RNA. Its product is annotated as ras-related protein Rab-11B-like. The transcript is spliced from 5 exons. Lineage: Eukaryota; Metazoa; Chordata; Actinopteri; Osteoglossiformes; Osteoglossidae. Gene Ontology annotation, molecular function: GTP binding; GTPase activity. The record is from RefSeq and is a predicted model, not a curated record. Bases 328 to 984 code for a protein of 218 amino acids.
ACAUCACAGCACAGAGUGCAGCUGCGAGGGGCGCGAGUCGGAUUUGGAUUCGGACUCGGGAGUCGGAUUCGGACUCCUCCCCGUCUGCGGCGGGAGGAAGAUCGCUCGGUCCUGCGGCGGGGCUCCGCGCGGCACGGAAGGCGCAUUGUUGUCUCGCGCUCUGCGAGCCGACGCGGGACGACCGACGGAGAGGGAGCGCGCGCUGCCGCAUCUGGGGACACCGCAGCGAACGGGCUGAGUCUGCGUUGCUCUGGGACGGACGUUUGGAUCGUUUUCAUUGUUCUCCCCUUUCUUUCCUUGCUUUCCCUUCCCCGUUUUGCUACAACAAUGGGCAACAGAGACGACGAGUACGAUUUCUUGUUCAAAGUGGUGCUCAUUGGCGACUCCGGCGUGGGCAAGAGCAACCUGCUGUCCCGUUUCACACGGAACGAGUUCAACCUGGAGAGCAAGAGCACCAUCGGCGUGGAGUUCGCCACCCGCAGCAUCCAGGUGGACGGCAAGACGAUAAAGGCCCAGAUCUGGGACACGGCCGGACAGGAGCGCUACAGAGCCAUCACCUCGGCAUACUAUCGGGGGGCCGUCGGAGCCCUGCUGGUGUACGACAUCGCCAAGCACCUGACCUAUGAGAACGUGGAGCGCUGGCUGAAGGAGCUGCGCGACCACGCCGACAACAACAUUGUCAUCAUGCUGGUGGGCAACAAGAGCGACCUGCGCCACUUGAGAGCGGUGCCCACCGACGAGGCGCGUGCCUUCGCAGAGAAGAAUAAUCUCUCGUUCAUCGAGACCUCGGCCUUGGACUCGACCAACGUCGAAGAGGCGUUCAAAAACAUCCUCACAGAGAUCUACCGCAUCGUUUCACAGAAGCAGAUCGCCGACCGGUCGGCGCACGACGAGUCUCCGGGCAACAACGUAGUGGACAUCAGCGUGCCUCCUACCACCGACGGGCAGAGGGGCAGCAAACUGCAGUGCUGCCAGAACCUGUGACCCUCCGCCUUCCCGCAGACGUUUCGCCCUUCAUUUUCGCUUGGCUCCCGAGUGACAUACUGCUGCUGCUGCUCCACCCGCGCCCCUCUCCGUUUUCUGGGUGCGCGACAUCCUUUUUAUUACUUGUUAAAAUAUCAUUGCAAGUACAAUGACAUGUAUCCAUUUGCCAUGUAAUGAAGUUGUACAAAGUUCCUCUCGCUUUGUCAUUCAUGGAUUCAAACCCCGGGCCCCUACAGCGCAUCAAUUAAUGCUACUGGAAAGCGCUUUUUUCACUCUGUAACAAUGUCCACUCUGUAUACGACCAUCCGUAACUGCUUCAGGUAGUCCGGAACACCGGUAUGCCGGUACUAAGUACCAUUCCCACUAGAUUGAGACUUUUAUUGUCAACGAAACAGAGAUCACUCAUUUGAGCAGUACUGUACCCACACGGACUUUCUGUAUUUGUCCUUAUCUCCUCGUGGCCUCAAAUUUACUUUGCUUUAUUAAUUAGCGACCGAAGGUCCGUCUCGCUUACUUUCACACAAGCUGUAUUUCACUGCGGUAUGCACCCAUUUCUAUAAAAUGCACAAGUAGCACUAGGGUCGGUCAUAUUUACAACACAAAUGUGGAUUUAGUGGGAUAAGGUUACGGCCGUGCACGUAAAACCGUAGAUAUGACUAAGUGAAAUUAGUUUACCUUUAGCCCGUCUUUCUCCAUAACUUGACAAGUUUAAAUACAUCACUUGGUUACCAAGGCAACAUACAUUUACAAAUAGAGAGAAAACGUCCACGGGGCACCUGUUUGUUUUUAAAAUUUAUCUUGAGCAGUGCAAUUAAGCGAUUGCGGGAAAUCUGGAAGUCCGGGAAAUUUUAGUCGAGUGUGAAUAUUACAGGUGCGCUGGAGUUCACCGAACGCACGUUGAUAUUUUUAGCGACGCCAAAAUUAGACUUGGUAUUCACGUGGAACUGGCUCGUUUUGUUGUGGUUUUACUGUGCUUUUCAUUACAUUCUGUAAUGACUAAGUCAUUUCGAAAUUCAGCUUAUAAUGCCAUGUUAAUGUGAGAUGGAAAAGCUUGCACAAGUGCUGGA